CCGUAAGACUCUCUGACUUCAAAUGCAACAGAUGCUUUGAUGGUUCUUGUGGAAAGCUGAAUUUCUGGCAAUUGUUACAGGGGUUGUAGCUGCUGUGGCAUUCUAAGGAAAACAGGGCUGCAGUAACUCCCACUCUCCCACUAGUUUACGAUGGCUGGAGAAUGCUUGAUAUUUGCUUACUUGUUUUCCUGUCAAGUGUCAUUAAGCCUAGUAAGAACUUAUUUCUUCACAAAAUCAUUUAAAAAAAGACUACAGAGCAAGAUUCUGCCAUGGAGGAGGAAGUAAGAUUGAUGUACAGCCAGGUCAAAACGUACCGAAACUCAUACAGGAUUGUUUUGAAAGUUGCAGCAGUGAUCUUACAAUAAACUCUCCAAAUGCAACCCUUUGCUCAGCUCCUGUUGUCAAAAAUAGGAAGAGGACUUCAAUGCAGAGCCAAAGCCCAAAGGCAGGAUCAACCAACUCUGUGAAAAGAGCCUGUUAUUCUCCAGAAUCCUCACCUGCAUCACUGCUAAAACCAGUCAGCAGCAGAGGACAGUCAUGUGAAUCACCCUUGAAGCCUGCAAUACAUGAUUAUGUAGAUGUUUCUAAAAAAACAGAGUCUCCUGUGUCUGAAAGCAAAAAAACUACAUUAGAAGAUGUUGAAGCGCUGUGCCGAAGUCCUGCCAUGUUUUUGGACCCUGAGGAUGAUCACGGGUCUGUUGGAUCACCUUUUCCUUUGGAGAAAGGGAAAAGUUCUCCGGUAGUUAAAUUAUGUCUUGAUGGUUGGAAUACACCUGCUGCAGCAAAGAGCUGUGGAGAAGUUGAAAAUUUGGAAGGACCUCAGACUGGGAGAGAUGAGCAGGUUGUUCUUGUGCAAGGAACAGAACCUGUUGCUACAUCUUCUGUGCAGAAAGAGAAGACUUUCUCUUCAGCUCUCUUAGCAGCUGUAGCAACAGGAACACUUCGACAGAGAUAUUCAGUCUCGAUAUCACCUCCAUCACCUCCUCCUGUGAAAGAUCAGGAUAUGGAAAUCGAAAAUGAAUGUGAAUUUUUAAUUGAUGACUCAGGUGGUGCAUCAUUUCCUUCUUGGAUUUCAAUACCCAGUAAGAAAAGAAAAUCAAAAAAAGAUGGCUCUGCAACUCCUGUUUCUAAAUCUCAGCCCUCUGAACAGAAGAAGACACAGAGUAAGAAAGGCAAGAACAGGAAAGCACAGGUUGAAGCACUUACUAAACAGAAACUGAAUAAUCUGGAUGCUGGAGCCUUUGACAUCAAAAGAACGUCAAAAUCGGAUCCAAUCUCUAACAGUGAAGGAAAUGUCCUUAAAUCUCAAAGCCAAAAGAGUACUCAUACAGGAAAGACUAAAAAGGACGCACUUAGACAAGACUCUCCAAACCAGAAAAAGAACACAUCCUGGAAACCAGAAGCUGAAGAACUGAUAUUGUCAUGGUCUGGAUGGGAAACAGAAACAUCUGAUGCAGAAAAAUGUAAAACAAGGGUGCUGCCAAGUGAAGAUUUGCCUAUGCCCUCAUCUGGGCAUCAACAAGAGCAGACUGUGUCUCCAAAAAAGUCUCUCAAGUCUUCCAAGAAUCUGCAGUCAGCUUCAAAAGCUUCUCAGCAUUUAGAUAAGAGGAAACAAACUGCUAAGCAGAAACUUCCUAAGGUUAAAGUAGCUAAGAAAGUGGCAUUAAUUUCAAGGAAGGAGCUUAAAAAAUCUGGCCAGAAAAGUAGUAGUAAAAAACCUCAGUUGCAAAGAGAGAAGAGUUCUGACAGUGAACCUAGUGAAGAAGAGCAUGAAAGAGAGCCUGUAGAUUUGAAAGAUGUGUGUACCACACCCUUGCGUCAGAAAUUAGAGACUCCCAUGAUUCAGAAAUUGGCUGUGUCUGAAAAGCCUAGAAAUGUGUUGCACACAUUGGAGUCACCUGGUGGUGCAAAUAACCAAUCUCCUGUGAAAGCACUACAGCAUCCCAUGGACAGUGUGAAGAAUUCUGAAAAGAAGCAGUUGCCAGCCAAGUAUUCAGGGAAGAUACCUGGAAAGAUUCCUUGCAGAACCAAUAAAGCUGUUUACUCAAACCAUGAGGACACUGAGUCUCAAACAGAUUCUGACAGCUCUUCUGUACAGAACAUGGCAAGGAAAAAACAGAAGUUAUCAGAUGUAAAAAUGAAAAAUAACAAAAGAAAACGUAACAGGCAACAUGGACCACAAUAUUCCUUUGUGGCUGAGAAGGCUGUGAACUAUGAAAAUGGGCCUGUUCUAGAACAUUGCGAUAAAUUUGAUUCCAGCACUAAGUCUUGUGAACAGUAUGAUACAUCAUCAGAGACUUUUGAUGACCUGAAUUACAAAGUGAGAGAUCCAUUGUCAGACAACAUAGCAAGGCAUAAAAUAGUAAUGCCUUCCAACACACCUAACGUUCAUCGAACGAAAAGGAUACGGCUGAGACCUCUGGAAUAUUGGAGAGGCGAGCGCAUAAACUAUACUAUGAACUCUUCAUGGCUUGUGAUUAGUGGAUUAGUGCAUCCAGAAACACAGUCUCGCAGUAAGAAUAGACAGAGGAAGGAUCGUCACAAGCAGAAAGCCAACAAAACAAAUAGAAGAGAGAUACCUGCAAGUUUGGAUCACAACCUAGCUGAUACUUCUAAGCCAACCAUUGUACUGGACCCAGAAACAAAUGAGGAGGUAGUUCUAGAAUGUGUUAACACUGAAAGCAGUCACGCUUGCUCCUUCAAAGACGAAGUGGUAGAAAUAUACAAAAAUCUGAAUACAUCUGUUUUUGCAACUGGUAAAUUGAUUUUGAAACCACUUAAGGAAAAGGGACACCAGUUUGUCCACAUGGAUACAAUAGCUUUCCAUAUUAUCCGUGGCAAAAUUAUUGUUACAUUACAUAAGACAUCAUAUUAUCUGACUACAGGAGACUCCUUCUAUGUUCCUCCAGACCAAAAGCAAGAAAUACAUUUUUGGAUACCUCUUCCCCAUAACUUUACCUGCAAAUUGAAGAUCAUCUAAUGCAAAGGAAUUCUGAAGAACACUGAAGGUUUUCAUCUGACACUCCAGUUUUAGGGGCAGGUUGUUUCAUUGAUCUUAAAGAUCUUUCUUCUGUGUAAAUAGUAAAUACAUAGCUUGUUGCAAAUUAUUUUUUCCUUUGUAUC
Molecule: messenger RNA, 3123 nt
Organism: Pseudopipra pipra
Lineage: Eukaryota; Metazoa; Chordata; Aves; Passeriformes; Pipridae
Product: centromere protein C-like
Exons: 17
Coding region: 425-2980 (851 amino acids)
Biological process (GO): spindle attachment to meiosis I kinetochore; kinetochore assembly; attachment of mitotic spindle microtubules to kinetochore
Cellular component (GO): kinetochore
Molecular function (GO): centromeric DNA binding
Source: RefSeq, a predicted model, not a curated record